Molecule: messenger RNA, 825 nt
Organism: Phytomonas sp. EM1
Lineage: Eukaryota; Euglenozoa; Kinetoplastea; Trypanosomatida; Trypanosomatidae
Source: the annotation of a GenBank genome assembly
AUGCCGCUACGACGGCGUCAUCCGCCUCCACAGACGCUCCCCAUCCCCACUUCCGUGGAGCCGCCGUUUUUCUUCCAUUAUGAGGCCUCGGAGUUCGUCGCGUUCGGGCGGGAAGGCGAGGAAACGCACCUCGCUGGGGGUUUUCCAAAGGACCCUUCUCCUUCUUCUUCCUCUCCUUUUUCCACCGCGCCGAUCGUUAGUGGAAGGGUUCAUUCGUUUUCCUGUCGAAUUCGCACGGCGCUCCGUCAGCAGCGCUUCCCCGCCACAUUUCUGAUGAUCACGAACAACACCUCCCGCGCGGGGGCGGCGUGUUGGCGAGGGAAUAAGCUUACUCUACGUGGAGAGGGGCCUUCCGAUUCUUCUUCUUCUGAGGAUCGCGUGGGGAUCGCGCCGUGGGUGUUAAAUUUUGUCUUCCCACGCUCCCGUCUGGCAGGGGAGCGCGAGGAGGAGCGGCGACGAGCGCAGGAGGCGCUUUUGUUACGCGCGAUCGUCUUUCAGGUCGUCGGGAUGGAGACCGGGAAGGGGUGGUUCGCGCACGAAAAUUCGCUUUUUUACGUGUUAAACAGCGGGGUGGAUUUGGAUGAGGGCCGGAUGUACUUCGUCCUUCAUCUUCACCUCCCAACGGGGAUACGGGGGGUGGAAAAGGGUAAACCAUCCCACGCCUCCCCACUGAGGGGUCUUGAUCGCGAGGAGGUGCUACUGCUGGAGGAAAAGGAGGUUGCGUUCUUGGCGUUGGAGAAUUUACGCGAACAGUGGGGCAUGCCGGAUUGCUGCGGUGGUGCGGUGAGCCUCGCCGCGGCGUUUCCCGAUUCGGGUCUGAAAUGA